Molecule: messenger RNA, 1506 nt
Organism: Ixodes scapularis (black-legged tick)
Lineage: Eukaryota; Metazoa; Arthropoda; Arachnida; Ixodida; Ixodidae
Product: kynurenine formamidase
Exons: 2
Coding region: 303-1166 (287 amino acids)
Molecular function (GO): arylformamidase activity
Source: RefSeq, a predicted model, not a curated record
AGCGGAGACGUUGCGAAGUUUGCAGAAUUUUUGUUUCAAAAGCACAUUUGGGACUUAAAACAAAAGUAAUAUAACUUAUCUCGUCGGUACUGUUAUUAAAGAUCAAUAAGCGAUUCUUUGCGCCCGGCACUUCGUUAAAAUGUAGACGUAAAACUGUAAGGUCACUUUCAGCUGCCAGUUUAUCGCCCUAAGGCUCUCUUCCUCGUUGCCACGCUCGCGCGAGAACAGGCUGGAGCAAAGCGGCGGCCGUCCCCGGAUCGUGUUGCUGCUUCGUCCGCUGCCGCAUCCGCCAGGAGGAGGCCAUGGACGCCGAGUACAUGCCAAGUGUUUGGGGUGUCCGCCUCCGCGGCGAUGAACUCAUCUUAGACUACUGCCAAAAAGCCAUGGAUAACAGCACCAUCACCCGUCAAGAACUCCCGUGCGAACUAGGCCUAAGGUACGGCCCGCAUCCCCGCGAAACGAUGGAUGUGUACGGCUACGGCCGAGUCCCCGAAAACGCCCCCAUUCUCGUCUUCUUCCACGGCGGCUACUGGAUCGAAGGGGACAAGGACAUGCACGCCUUCGUCGCCAAACCUUUCGUCGAAUCCGGCUUGGCCGUCGUGGUCGCUGGAUAUCCGCUCGCUCCUGAAAGUACCUUAGACCAGAUCGUGGAAUCUGCGAGACUCUGCAUGACCUGUGUCAUCAAGAUGUCAAAGCAGAAGAACUCGGCCGGAAUCAUCAUCAGCGGCCAUUCGGCGGGAGCGCACCUGGCCGCCAUGGUACUAUCUUCCCAGUCUUGGACAUCGAGAUCUGAGAACCUCGCGUGCAUCAAGGGUGCCGUGCUGUUUUCUAGCGUCCUGGACGUAAAGCCGCUACUCAGCACAUCGGUCGCCAAGGAUGCCGCCAUCACGGUGGACCAAGCGGAGAUCAAUAGUCCUCUUGAAGUCGUGAACCUCUUUCCUCGGGACGUUUUCGUGCAACUUGUCCUUGCCGAGCAUGACCCGCCGCCGUUCCACCGACAGACUAAACGGUACAUGGAGGCUUUACGGGAUCGCGGUAUAAAGUGCGAGUUGGUGGUCUACAAUGACGAGGACCAUUUUUCUUUUUUUCCGAGGCUCAUGGAUAAAGAAGACGAGGUGACUGGCCAGAUAAUCAAGAAUGUUCUUAGAGAAACUGGGACGGCUUGACCCUCUAGAUUUGCUCCCGUUAAAAGCCCUAAAUAUAUAUGCAUAUCCGUCUAGAGGUGUAAUGAAGCGAAGCCGCUAAACUGACCUUCGUGCUGUAAUCGCUUCGAAUGCUGAAAGCUUUUUAAUACCUUCUAAUCUCCAGCGUGUUUGCGUUUUUGUCGGUAGAUAAAUAUUAAAAAAGAAAGAAACUCUUGGGGAGACUCGGAAACGCAGAAUUUUUCUAACCUUCGAUCUACACCUCGUUAUGAAAAUAGUAGAUAAAUGUUUUAUUUUAAUUUAAUAUUUCGAACAUUUUGUUUUCGCUCAUUGAUCCUUUUAAUAAAAAAAAAAUUACACCAUC